Branchiostoma belcheri (Belcher's lancelet) is the source of this 3678-nucleotide messenger RNA. RefSeq lists its product as uncharacterized. The record is from RefSeq and is a predicted model, not a curated record. NCBI's taxonomy places the organism in Eukaryota, Metazoa, Chordata, Leptocardii, Amphioxiformes, Branchiostomatidae. Gene Ontology annotation, molecular function: structural constituent of cytoskeleton. Gene Ontology annotation, biological process: intermediate filament organization. Gene Ontology annotation, cellular component: cytoplasm; intermediate filament. The transcript has 13 exons. Bases 139 to 3048 code for a protein of 969 amino acids.
AUAACAAACACUCACCUGCUAUUAGGCCGGAUUCACAACAAUAGUGUUGCACACAAAGAAAGACUGAAACUGUGAGGCCGGACCGCGCGCGAAGCAAACAUCUGUUUUCUGCCGGGUUCCCGUUUCAGUGCACUGGGAAUGGACAAGGAAAGGAAAAGAGAUUCUUGGGCCGGUGGGUCGGACCUGCCCUCCGUUAGGAGAAAGACCACCAUGGACACGUUUCGAGCCGAGCCGGUUUGGACCGAGGACACCUGUGAUGUUUACGGAAGCUAUCAGUACGUACGAAGGGGUCCGCCGGCGGGCGAUCCCCACACGGAGCAUCGUUAUCGAAAACCAAAAUUUGCCGAGAGACUAGGAGAAAUUUCUUCGAGACAGCGACAACCAGCUAACACACAUACAGUGGCAGCAGACAGUCAAGCCCGAAGGGGGUCGUCGAGAAGCCAUCCCCAUAAUUACCAGGUUCCGACUGCAGAUGUACCCGUGUCUGGCCUUUCUGAGUCAGCGGAGCCCCGCAGUCACCACGCCGUGUCUGCGGAGACAACCACCGACCCCUGCUACGCCACCUACGAUCCUUCAAGAGGUGAUUUCCAUCGAAGACACACGGCUCAUUCUAAAACUAGCAGCCAAGACUCCGGAGUGGAUUCCAACCAAGACGAUGCGGAACUAAGUAGCCCAUUUCACCGAAGGCACACCGUCCCCGUUCCGGAGGGUUCCAUACAGCCGAUAGACGCAGACAAGUUUCAGGACAAAGAGGACCUUGAGAGACUUAACGCUCGCUUGUCUGAAAGGAUCCGCCUCUUGGAAGACAGGAAUAGAGUCUUACAGACCCAUCUCCAAGACACGGCGGUAGACGGAGAAGACAUCUCUCACAUGUUUGACAGUUGGGAGGAAGGCGAACAGAGGGUGAAAUUUAGCACCUUGAAGAGGGGAAGACUCAUGCCCGAAGUCAGGGAAAGUUUGGAAUUAACCAUAAGCAGGUGGGAAGCAGCCGCACAGGAGUACAAAACGAGAUGGGAGGAAGAAGAAACAUGUCGGAAAGAGUGCGAGUCGAAGUUAUUAGAGAGAGAAAGGGACCUGUACGACUCCAGGCGGGAGACGCAGGGAGCGCAGCUGAAAGUACGACGUCUGCAGGACACGGUGCAGAACUUUGAAGCUGAGGUGGCUAAGCUGAGGGAGGAGUUGAAGGAAGCCAGAACCCAGCUUCGUGAAGCUCUUCAACCCAUUCAGAAUGGGGCAGGUGAGAACUAUGACAGGUUUGCGGCGGACAUGGCGGACGCUCUGCAUGAGAUUCGGGAGGAAUACGACGUCAUGGCGCAACAGAAAAUCCAGGAGGCAGAAGCCUUCUACAAGUCCCAGAUGGACACACUGUCCUCUACGAUCAAUGUCAAUCAUAAGAAACUGGAAGAUGCCACAGCCAAGAUCAGAAAACACAGGACUGAGGUAGAUUCACUGAAAAAGGAGAAGCGAGAACUUAAAAUCCAGAAUGAAAACAUGCAAGAAAAACUUCGGGAGGCCGAAAGCAGUCGCCAUGCGCAGUCGGAGAAGUACGAAGCCACCAUUUCUGAACUGGAGAAAAAUCUCGCGAGACUUCGUGACGAGAUGAUCGAGCAGCACAUCAACAGCCACAACGUCAACAUGGCGCUGAAAAGAGACGUUGAUGCCUACAAGAAACUCGUGGAAGGUGACCCACACAGACUAGAUUCUUUGUCAGCCAUGUUGUCACCUCCUCACACGAAACAAACCAAAGAGGUGUUUUGCAGAGAUGCGUCUACUUCACCCAUUACAGUCUCCAUCAUUGGCGAACAUAAAGAGGUGGAGACCAAAAAGGAUGACGUUAUAGAUGAAGAAAUGGAUGGAGGAGAGAAGUUGUCGUCUUCAGAGGAGGACAUCAUCGCAGUCUUUGAGAAAAACACAUGCCACCCACCUGAUAUCAUUCCUCAAGAGCUGACAGACAAAGCAGACGACAACCAAGGAAAUUCAGAUGAAGAAACCAAUUACAGUCUGACAGAUUUUUGGACACCAAAAAGUCCGAUCAAUCAUUCACAUGACCAGUGGCCCACAGUGACCUUGGACAACACUCGCCAUGUUUCACCGCCGAGCACACCGCCCACAGAAAGUACCUCGGCCGUCGCCAUAGACAGGGUGCACACUGUGCCAUCUCCUGGCAAAAAGGACUCCGUCACGGAUUGGAAAUCACUGCUGUCGCCAAGAUCACGGACAGCCACCAGACGUUGUCCCCUCCCGGCCAGUGCUAGUGCAGCAGACCUAACCCCUCCCCAACCCCUGAUGGCCCCCAGGGGACACGAUCAUAUCCGUUACCUUCUGGGAGGGUACAGGGUACAUCCUCAGCAGCAACAACGGGCGGAACCACAAGAAGAGGAGUCUGAAGAAGACGACGAUGACCAGGUUUUCGAGAAACAACCAUUCCAUUUGCGAGAGAUUUCAGAAAGAUUACGAUCGUCUGAGAUUCUGCCAAGUUUGAAAGUUGAAGACAAGGAGGACGACAGGCCGACUCUGGGGCCCAACACUACAGUCCCGCACCUCACGGGGAAGUGGCUGGAGGACAGCUACUUCAGUAUCGUCUGCAGGUCCACAGGCCACGCCCUGGACAUCCUGCCCCCAGGGGGUGGUGAUACCUGGGUGCCCGUGGGUGGGGACGGCAGUCCGUCUCCUUCAGCCGGCGGCCGGAAGUUUAAACACGGCGCCAAUGUGGUGAUGGCAGAGAGACAGGAGCGCAGUGACAGUCAGAUGUGGUACUACAUCACGGGCGCUAUCGUCAACAAGGCCACAAACUACGUCCUGACGGUGAAGGAUGACAUAGGGGAUCCGGGAACACCUGUUGUGGUCUGCUCCCCGUCCAAACGGGAGGGCCAGCAUUGGACGGUGUUGGCAGAUGGCCACAUUCUGUCCCAGCUGACCGGGUUUUGCCUGACCGUCGAACUGCUGACCAGUCCAUGGGACCUGGGACACGCCAUGAUGGCCCCUCACCAGACCCAGCGGGCCGACAGGCAGAUCUGGGACAUCAUGGCCUCGGAAACCGCCAUCUAAAUAACCAGCAAUGUAAUUAAGAUUGAAGGUCUAUCUGUGUUGGUAGAAAUCAUUAUUAAGAAGGGUUUUCAAACUACAAUUGCCAACACGGAGAAGCGGACUUACCCCAGUUUUCAAAUGUGUUACACCAUGUCCGACUAAAUGGAGCAAUACAAAGGAAAUACAGAUACACACAAUGUGCGAGUGUCCGGAAUACAAUAAUUAAUUUUCUUAUGUAUAGCGAAGAUCAAUAUAGAAGGCUAUGACAUAGUAAUAAGUAAUGAGUAAUGAGCAUAUAGGAAGUGCAUCACCAAAUAAAACCACUAUGUCUUAUCUAUGUACAUGUGACAGUUUCUCUGUCUCCACAUUGCUAAUUUCUCUUGAUGGCAUUUAGAUAUAGAUUCAAAUCAUGACUUAAUCUUAAUUCAAACAACAUUUACUGAAUCGGCUCCAAGGUCAAUGGCGAGCACGACGUACUGGCGAACCAUACAUCUGCUUGGAGAUUAGAAAAAUCGGGCCCCUGACCUUCAGUGUACCGACUGGUUUACAUUAGCACUGGAGAAACGUCAAUCUUAGCUACUGUGUUUAACGUUCACGGCAUUCACAACAGGGGUCCCUUCGUUCUGUACCCAAUAAAAUCGAGCAUAACUA